Messenger RNA from Girardinichthys multiradiatus, 1621 nucleotides. It is a transcript of the gene prdx6, whose product is annotated as peroxiredoxin 6. Gene Ontology annotation, biological process: cellular oxidant detoxification; cell redox homeostasis. Lineage: Eukaryota; Metazoa; Chordata; Actinopteri; Cyprinodontiformes; Goodeidae. Gene Ontology annotation, cellular component: cytosol; mitochondrion. Bases 115 to 780 code for a protein of 221 amino acids. The transcript has 5 exons. The record is from RefSeq and is a predicted model, not a curated record. Gene Ontology annotation, molecular function: peroxiredoxin activity.
CCACGCCCCCUCUCCGGGUUCAUUCACGUGCUCCUCAGCUGCCAACGUGCCUGCUGCUCAUCUAGGUUUGUCAGCCUUUUUUCCCCCGGUGCGAGCUUCAGUUUAGAGCCCACCAUGCCUGCAGUUCUGCUGGGAGAAGAAUUCCCAAACUUCGAGGCGGACACCACCUCUGGAAGGAUCAAAUUUCACGAUUUUCUGGGCGACUCUUGGGGUAUCUUGUUCUCCCACCCGAGGGAUUUCACUCCCGUCUGCACCACCGAGCUCGCACGUGCCGCCAAGCUCAGCGAUGAGUUCAAGAAACGAGGAGUGAAGAUGAUCGCCUUGUCCAUCGACAGCGUUGAGGAUCACAACAACUGGAGCAAGGAUGUGAUGGCGUAUGCCAACGAGGCCGACAGCCCUCUGCCUUACCCCAUCAUCGCCGAUGACAAGCGAGAACUGUCUGUCCUGCUGGGCAUGCUGGACCCUGAUGAGAGAAACAAGGAUGGACUACCCCUGACUGCUCGUUGUGUGUUUGUGAUCGGCCCAGACAAGAAGCUGAAGCUGUCCAUCCUUUACCCAGCCACCACAGGGAGGAACUUUGACGAGAUCCUCAGAGUUAUCGACUCUCUGCAGUUGACUGCACAGAAGAAGGUGGCCACGCCGGUCGACUGGAAGCCUGGUGAGAAAGUCAUGGUCAUUCCUUCGCUCCCCGACUCUGAAGCUACCGCUCUUUUCCCCAACGGAGUAACGACCAAAGAGAUGCCUUCUGGGAAGAAGUACCUGCGCUACACUAAGAUCUGAAGACACAGAGAUAAAAGCAAAUGAAUAUAUACCUUGCUGCUUUAUACUUUCUGAAUCCGUUAUUCAUUCUGUAUGAAGAUUUGCAGAUUCCUCUGGUAUAACCAACCACUAGAUGUCCUCCAACCUUCAAAGAACCAUUUUUAUGUUGCUGCAGUACUCUCCUGUGCCAGUAGAUGGCACUAAGCGAACACGUUAACACCAACAAAUAGAACAGAAAUAUUCUUUUACUGGAGUGAAAGCAGCAACCUGUUAUAAACAACCUAAAAACAGGAAUAGUCAUAAACUGGGGUUGAUAUUUACACUUGCUGCCACAUCUAAGAUGGAAAGAACAGAUUAAUUCCAUCUGUUUCAUUUACAGGACAGAUUCAACCUUCAUUUUGUUCCUGCCUUUUUUUUCUGCCAAAUACUUUUAAACCUGUCUGUAUGUGUUGAUGUAGAACUCUUAAGAUCUGUUCGGCGAGUAUGAGAGUGAAGAAUUUUGAAAUGGUGAUAAAAAGAUGUAACCCUAAUUUGCUGCUUCGAUCUUCAUUGUGUAAAGAAAUGCAUUUAAACAAUAAUUAAAUUAAAAGUUAUUGGUUUAUCUUGAACAUUUGAGUUUUAUAAAACUGGAAUGAAUACAACAAUCAAGUUAGUUACAGUGUAAUUAAAGACAUCGUUAUUCGGUUCUGCUUAUUUAAACUAAAAUGAGUUUGUCUCUUCUAUGUCUAAAGGUUGUUUGCGAUUUUUUUCAAUUCCCAUAACCUCUCAGCUGUUUUCAGGCCUAAAGAAGUGUUCUGGAAAAAGUAAAAAAAAAAUCAAUCUUUCUGUUUAAUAUUUAUAAUAAAGUGAAUAGUUUUCCUUU